Molecule: messenger RNA, 8712 nt
Organism: Nerophis ophidion (straightnose pipefish)
Lineage: Eukaryota; Metazoa; Chordata; Actinopteri; Syngnathiformes; Syngnathidae
Gene: cacna1ia
Product: calcium voltage-gated channel subunit alpha1 Ia
Exons: 37
Coding region: 614-7615 (2333 amino acids)
Biological process (GO): sodium ion transmembrane transport; neuronal action potential; calcium ion transmembrane transport
Cellular component (GO): voltage-gated sodium channel complex; neuron projection; voltage-gated calcium channel complex
Molecular function (GO): low voltage-gated calcium channel activity; voltage-gated sodium channel activity
Source: RefSeq, a predicted model, not a curated record
GGUUCUGCCGUGGGAACUAUUUUCUCCGAGGAGAUGCUGAGAUUACGCACGAUGAAGUGAAAAGGCACUUGAACGCCUCACGGAAGACACCUGCGCAAAUUGCUCCAACACUAAAGGAAAUGCGUUUCUUUCUUUUUUUUUCUUUUUCUUUUUUUCCCCUUCUGUCUUGCAGCGUGUUCAAGCAACGUGAGUGUGGAAAAGGGGCGGAAAAAGUGCCCCCCAAAAUUCCUCGGCGGCUUUUAAAGUCGUAAUAUUGAUUACCUUCUCUCAGAAUGAGCCCACCACCCUCCUAUACAACUUGGUCAGGUGGGGAGAUCUUAUUGGACAUGUGAGUCCAAAAAAAAAAAAAGAGAACCAUUGCGCACCAGACAGAGCCACAGAGGGGCUGCAGUGUGCAAAAAAAUAAAUUAAAAAAUCCAAAUUUCCCAGCCGAGCUUGUGCACACAACAUCUCGACGACUGGAGGAUGGACAAAAUGUCAUCACAUGGACUGCUAAUGGCCACAGGAUACUGAUUCUUCAUGGUUGGUGCCACAAGACCUCAGCUGGAUUGUCCAGUCAUUCCUGGACACCCUCUUCGCUUUUAAUGCCAGUCAAGAGCUCGGUUGGGUCGCCAUGACGAGCGAGGAGUGCCCUGUGCCGCCGGGGCAGCGCGAGGACUACGGCUCGGCGCAGGCGGAUGACAUCAUCGAGGAAGUGGGUCCGUGCGACGACGCCAGCAUCGGCAGUGACCUGAGUACGCUGGUGGUGCCCUUCCCCGAGCUGGCGCCCGUGGUCUUCUUCUGCCUGAAGCAGACCACCUGUCCCCGCAGCUGGUGCAUCCGUAUGGUUUCCAGUCCAUGGUUCGAGAGGAUUAGCAUCAUGGUCAUCCUGCUGAACUGCGUGACUCUGGGGAUGUAUCAGCCCUGUGAGAACAUCGACUGUACCUCGGACCGCUGCCAGAUACUCCAGGCCUUCGAUGCAUUCAUCUACAUCUUCUUCGCAUUGGAGAUGGUGGUGAAGAUGGUGGCUCUCGGAAUCUUUGGUCGCCACUGUUACCUGGGCGACACCUGGAACAGGCUGGACUUCUUCAUCGUCAUGGCUGGCAUGGUAGAAUACUCCCUGGACCUGCAGAACAUCAACUUGUCGGCCAUUAGGACGGUGCGGGUGCUUCGUCCUCUCAAAGCCAUCAACAGAGUGCCAAGUAUGCGUAUCCUGGUCAACCUGCUGCUGGACACGCUGCCCAUGCUGGGCAACGUUCUCCUGCUCUGCUUCUUCGUCUUCUUCAUCUUCGGCAUUAUCGGCGUGCAGCUGUGGGCGGGGCUACUGAGAAACCGCUGUUACCUGGAGGAGAACUUCACCCUCUCUUCAAGACUGGCCCUGCCACACCCGUACUACAGACCUGAGGAGGAUGACGAGCGCCCCUUCAUCUGCUCGCUGGCCUCCGACAACGGCAUCAUGUCAUGUUCCGACGUGCCGGCCAGGCGGGAAGGAGGUCACACGUGCUGCCUGGACAAGGAGGACGCGCUCCACCGACAGGCUCUUGGCCUCAGUCCGGAGCCCAUGGCGAACGGGAGCGGCGCCGGUGAUACUAUUGGUCUGUGCAUCAAUUGGAAUCAGUAUUACACCCGCUGCCAUACGGGAAGCACUAACCCUCACAAAGGUGCCAUCAGCUUUGACAACAUCGUCUAUGCCUGGAUUGUCAUUUUUCAGGUGAUCACUCUGGAAGGCUGGGUAGAGAUUAUGUAUUAUGUAAUGGAUGCCCACUCCUUCUACAACUUCAUCUACUUCAUCUUACUCAUCAUUAUCGGUUCCUUCUUCAUGAUCAACCUGUGCCUGGUGGUCAUCGCCACUCAGUUCUCGGAGACCAAGCAGCGGGAGCACCAGCUGAUGCAGGAGCAGAGAGCACAGUGCCUGUCCUCCUCCACCCUGGCCAGCAUGGCGGAGCCGGGCGAUUGCUACGAGGAGAUCUUCCAGCUGGUCUGCCAUGUCCUUCGAAAGGCCAAGAGGAGAUCAGCAGCCCUGUACUACACGCUGAGGGGCUUGCCCCCGCCGCCUGGUGGAGGCAGAGGCAACAGAAGGGGUGGUGCCAAUCAAAAUGGAGACAGGCAUCAUUCCAAACACCCAAAACCGUACCACUGUCCACACCAAAGCAAGCCGGACCAGGAGUCUCAACCCACCGCAAACGCCAUCAGCCUGACCGUGCCUCAGAAUCCCCAGGACUGCCCUUUGUGUGCGUUAGCCCUGGAAGAGGGCACCAGGACCUUGGGAGAUGCCGCCAGCGGGGACGAGGACGAGGGGGACGCCGUGAAGGAGACGGACAAGGAGGAGAACCACCUGGAGGAGCGGGGCGACGGCAACGAGAGAACCAAGAAGAAAAAGAAAAAGAAGAGCUGCUUCGGACACUGUAGGGACUUUUGGAAUGGAAUAAGGAGGAAGCUGUGGGGCAUUGUGGAGAGCAAGUACUUCAGCCGGGGAAUUAUGAUCGCCAUUCUCAUCAACACCAUCAGUAUGGGCAUCGAACAUCACAAUCAGCCUGAGGAGCUGACCAAUGUUCUGGAGAUCUGCAACAUUGUUUUUACCAGCAUGUUCACCUUGGAAAUGAUCCUCAAGCUGACAGCGUUUGGCUUCUUUGAGUACCUGAGGAACCCUUACAACAUCUUUGACGGCAUCAUCGUCAUCAUCAGUGUGUGUGAGAUCAUCGGUCAGGCGGACGGCGGGCUGUCAGUGCUGAGGACCUUCAGGCUGCUGCGGGUCAUCAAGCUGGUGAGGUUCAUGCCAGCCCUCAGGCGCCAGCUGGUGGUCCUGAUGAAGACCAUGGACAACGUGGCGACCUUCUGCAUGCUUCUCAUGCUCUUCAUCUUCAUCUUCAGUAUCCUGGGGAUGCACAUCUUUGGCUGUAAAUUCAGUCUGAAGACGGAAGCAGGAGACACCGUGCCCGACAGGAAGAACUUUGACUCUCUGCUCUGGGCCAUCGUCACCGUCUUUCAGAUUCUGACUCAGGAGGACUGGAACAUGGUGUUGUACAACGGCAUGGCUUCCACCUCGCCCUGCGCCGCCCUCUACUUUGUCGCCCUGAUGACGUUUGGGAACUAUGUGCUUUUCAAUUUGUUAGUCGCCAUCUUGGUAGAGGGGUUCCAAGCGGAGGGAGAUGCAAACCGCUCUUACUCGGAUGAUGAAAGGUCUUCCUGCAAUUUUGAGGACAACGAUAAGCAGAAGGAAUCGUUGCAUCUUUCAGACCCGAAGAUCUGUACACUGACCCCGAAUGGACACUUGGAUGUGGGCCAGAUGCCUGGCGGCCUGUUUCCUGGAGAGAGGCUGAGCUUUGCACUCGGGUCGAGGAAGAACAGCGUCAUUUCUCUUGGCCGGGCCAACCUGGAGCACAGGGCUGGGUAUCCGGGUCGGAGUUACCACAACUGGGGUCGCCCGCCACCCCCUCAUCCUCAGGCUUCCUGGGCGCGCCGCUCCAGUUGGAACAACCUGAUCGGAGUCCGCCCCUGCUCCUCCUCAUCUCCCUCCGCCAGUCCAAUCUUCACCUCUUCGCCUUCCGCCAGGCCGUUCUAUGGCCAUGGCUUAGGCGGUCUGGGAGGUGUUGUCGGCGGAAGUCUCCGUAUCCGAGGUCCCCGCGCCUCCUCGUCCCCGCUCCGCCACCUCCACAGUGUAAACCCGGAUGAGGAGGAAAGUCUCCUCUCACCUCCUGCUGUUGCUUCCCGAACUCUUCACCUUCGCCAUCCGAUCCUCCAGGGUCAUUUUGUACCCAGGCGGGACCGCCGAGCUCUGUCCCUAGAGCUUCCGCACCUUCUACAAGUCCCAGGUGCCUCGCAUCCUCCUCCUCCUCUGUUAGCACACCGUCCCGUGUCCCCCGUGUCGCUUCAUGCCCACCAGAGGAAAACGAGCUAUUCUGGAGGCCUGCUUAUCAGUGGCAGUGGGGGACUGGACAGUGUGAAUGUCAUAGGUAGAGUUCACCAGGACUGCAAUGGCAAGACUCCCCUGGCACAGCUCCUUCAACCCCCUCCUAACCACCAGACUGAGCAGCCCGGUGGGACAAACAACCAAAGACAGCUGAUUGCGGACGUCUUUCCCCAGGUGAACACGCGUACCAAGGACCGGGAGGACCUGGAUGAUGAACUUGACUAUAGUUUGUGCUUCCGCAUCCAGAAGAUGUUGGAGGCGCACAAGCCAGACUGGUGUGAGACCAGGGAGGACUGGUCGGUGUUUCUCUUCUCUCCGCAGAACAAGUUCAGGCAGAUUUGCCAGUCUAUCAUCACUCAUAAGCUGUUUGAUUACGUGGUGCUGGCCUUCAUCUUCUCCAACUGCAUCACAGUGGCGCUCGAGAGGCCCAAGAUACUGCAGGGCAGCUUGGAAAGAGUGUUUCUCACCAUCUCCAACUACAUCUUUACCGCCAUUUUUGUGAGCGAGAUGACACUCAAGGUGGUCUCCAUGGGUCUGUACAUGGGGGAGCAAGCAUAUUUGCGGAGCAGCUGGAACAUCCUGGACGGCUUUCUGGUUUUUGUAUCAUUGAUUGACAUCGUGGUGUCCAUGGCGGGCGGGGCUAAGAUCCUGGGCGUGCUCCGAGUGCUCCGACUGCUGAGAACCUUGCGUCCCCUCAGGGUGAUUAGCAGAGCUCCAGGCCUGAAGCUGGUGGUGGAGACCCUCAUUACCUCCCUUAAACCCAUCGGCAACAUUGUCCUCAUCUGCUGUGCUUUCUUCAUCAUCUUUGGCAUUCUGGGCGUCCAGCUGUUUAAAGGCAAGUUCUUCUACUGCUUGGGCCCGGAUGUCAAAAACAUCACCAACAAAUCCGACUGUCUGCAAGCCAACUACAAGUGGGUCCACCAUAAGUACAACUUCGACAACCUGGGUCAGGCUCUGAUGUCCCUGUUUGUACUGGCCUCGAAGGACGGCUGGGUCAACAUCAUGUACCACGGCCUGGAUGCUGUCGCUGUGGACCAACAGCCGGUGACCAACAACAACCCCUGGAUGCUGCUCUAUUUCAUCUCCUUCCUGCUCAUCGUCAGCUUUUUCGUCCUCAACAUGUUUGUCGGCGUGGUGGUGGAGAACUUUCACAAGUGCCGGCAGCACCAGGAGGUGGAGGAGGCCAAGAGGCGCGAGGAGAAGCGUCAGCGCCGCAUGGAGAAGAAGAGGAGAAAAGCCCAGAAGCUUCCCUACUAUGCCAGCUACAGCAAUGUACGCCUGAUGAUCCACACACUAUGCACCAACCACUACCUGGAUCUCAUCAUCACCUUCAUCAUCUGCAUCAACGUCAUCACCAUGUCCCUGGAGCACUACAAUCAACCUCACUCUCUAGAUCUGGCCCUGAAGUACUGCAAUUACUUCUUCACCUCCACUUUUGUGCUGGAAUCCAUCCUCAAGCUGAUCGCCUUCGGCUUCCGACGCUUCUUCAAAGAAAGGUGGAACCAAUUGGACCUUGCCAUUGUGCUGCUGUCUGUGAUGGGCAUCACUUUGGAGGAGAUCGAGAUCAGCGCCGCUCUGCCCAUCAACCCCACUAUCAUCCGGAUAAUGAGAGUACUGAGGAUAGCACGAGUCCUGAAGCUGCUGAAGAUGGCCACAGGAAUGAGAGCCCUGCUGGAUACGGUGGUCCAAGCCCUGCCUCAGGUGGGUAACCUGGGUCUGCUCUUCAUGCUACUGUUUUUCAUCUACGCCGCCUUAGGAGUAGAGCUUUUCGGAGAACUAGUUUGCAAUCAAGACUACCCAUGUGAAGGAAUGAGUCGUCACGCUACCUUUGAGAACUUUGGCAUGGCCUUCCUGACUUUGUUUCAAGUCUCUACGGGCGACAACUGGAACGGCAUUAUGAAGGACACGUUGCGGGAGUGCCCACCAGACCACGGCACAGACGUGGACUAUGCCUGCAACCCCAGCCUUCAGUUCAUCUCGCCCAUGUACUUUGUCUCCUUCGUGCUCACCGCCCAGUUCGUGCUCAUCAAUGUGGUGGUGGCCGUGCUGAUGAAGCACCUGGACGACUCCAACAAGGAGGCCCAAGAGGAGGCGGAGAUGGAUGCAGAAAUUGAGCUGGAGCUGGCCCAGGGCACCCUCUGUUGCAUGGGCGCCCCCGGCUGCGGGGGUGGCGGAGGAGGGCUGGACAAAGGCGCGGUCGGACUGGGAGCCGACGCCGAGGCCAACAGAAAGGAUGGAGGAGGGAGGACGCGCAUGGGGGCCGGCGCGCACGGGGCGCCGUACAACACCGCCGACUCCAACCGGCCCAUGUACUCACCAGCACAGGAGAGCCAAUGGUUGGACAGCGUAUCUCUCCUGAUCAAGGAUACAUUAGAAGGGGAGAUGCUGAUGAUCGACAAUCUCUCUGGUUCUGUCUUCCACCAUUACUCCUCCCCACCACUCAUCUGUAAAGACUGCAGGGGCCACCCACAAGAGAUCAGGAUGGCGGAAAUCGAGCAGGCUUCGCUGAAGUCGGAGCAACUCAACUCAGACAAGUCUUCGUCUCCCGCCCUCCCGGACGACCUCAGCUUGGACGAGCACACGGCCUACCAGCUGCUCGUGCGAGAGAGCAAGUUCCAGGGAAAGUGUAGCAGUGGCUCCUGCAGCUCUGAAGAGGCUUCUGGUCAGCAGGUCCCCCAGACUGUAGUCCAAAGCCAGGUCCAAGGACUGGGCCAUCUCCCCAGGACUCUCUGCAAAGUGGAGAUGGAGCUCCAGGACAUAGAAAUACAAACAAAUCCACCAUGCUCACCUUACUACAGCCCGAGUGGUGUUUGCAGCAACAGCAACAGGGAAAGAAACAGAGAGGGAGAAGAUGAAGCCAGCGGCGUCUCUCCACUCCUUCCGUUGCCAGGGGCAACCAUCCCAGCACCUCCCCGCAGCAGGAGCCUGAGGCUGUCCAGGGGCCUUAGGUUGACCUCUCCUGCUUCCUGGGCUUCAUUCCGCUCCCCUGGAGGCCAUAGCAAGAUGCUCUGUACGCAGUACCCAUCUCACAGUGACUCAUCGCUUGCUACUGGCAGCUCUGAAGGCAGCCUGCAGACCACCCUGGAAGAAGGACUGAGCUUCAGCAUCUCUCCACCUCAGAACAUGGAGUCGCCAGCAGCUCCUUUACCACAUGAGUGCCCAUUGCGUGAGGACAACAUUAGCAUGUCUUCCCCGGUCCAGACCCUGAGACUGAGGCCGAGCCCUUCCUCGGCUCUCACCCUCCAGGCCACCAUCGGCCAACAACGGAGCCAAAGCAGUGGGCGAGGCAGCACAAGCCCCGGCUUCACCCGGGAUGACUCCAUCGACCCUUCAGAUGAGGACCUGGGUAUUGUUAUCGGCUCGUCCAUCGGCGGUUGUGGCUCCAGUCAAGCAGGCAACAGUGAACACUUGUCAGAGACCAUGAGCAGCUUGUCACUGACAUCACUGCUGUCUCCUAGCUCCCUAGUGUACCCAGGAGGACAAGUGAAGAAGUGCAAUAGCACGGGAAGCCUGGACCAAGGGGGGAUGCUGCUAUCAUCCCGUGGAAGGGAGUCCCGUAGGGAAAUUCUAGGCCUGGAGCUUAUGGACCCCCAGGGUUUCUUGGCCAACCCUUGGUCUGGGGUGUUAGCCGAGGCGAGGAGAGGAGACGGGGAUGAAAUUGGAGACGGGUUCAGAGGGAAGAGCUCAAGCCAAACAACAGUCGGGCCUUUUCGCAAAAACAGAUGAAACCUGCUGCUUACUUAGUGUCUCCUUUUCCUUGGAUAUGAAUCCUUUGCUGUCCCCAUCUGCACUCUCUCUGUUCCCUCUAACGAAAGAGAGGCUCGAUGGCACAUGAACCCUCAUAUUUUCCCAGUUGACCCCUCUAUACAUUUGUGAUGAACCAAAAACCUAUUUUGUGCAACCUGGGGGAUUUGGUCAUGCUGCAGUGUAGUGGUGAGGUUGUACCCAGCGUGGCCCUAGGGGCUAAGGAUAGGCGCGAGUAGAGGGUUCUGUGAGGAGAAGCAUGAAAAGAAUGCAAGCCAGCUCACGAAUGCUGAAAAUGCAUUAAAAAAAAUGAAGAUAUUCAAACUGAAAUCCAAGCCAACAGACUGUUUUUGAUGUGUUUGUCUGUGAGGCAGUGCAACAAGUACACUGGGAGGAGGUCUGCAGAUGUCGAGGCUAAAGGUAGACUGGGGACAUCGUGACAUGUCAGGUCAUUAGUUUUGGCCGGGGAAAGCAGAAAGCGGAUCUAAUAUCCAUCUGCUCCGGCAGACGGAGACAACGGGUCCCAUGCACUCUCUCUGGCACAAGACCUUCUGCUGACAUCACGGUAAAUCGCGGGGUGGAGGAGAGUUCACCAGUGUGGGUGUUUGUGUGUCGAGAGCACUGCCUCAGGUACGCAAGGCAUCGAAUGCAGUUCUCAUGCGUUUGCCUUUUGGAAAAGGAACAGUUGUGGAUUGUUUUCCUAUCUCAAGCAUCUCUCACUGGAUUGGUCGGACCUUUUAUAGCCAGUGAGACUUAAAGCACACUCCUUUUGACAACGUUUCCUCUCUCCAGAGUUUGAGAUGAAAACAAAAGGUUGCAAGGAACCUUGACUUGCAUGAUGGAAAUGCAUUUAAUCAAGAUUUUUUGGUUUGUUAGUUUUUUUACUUGUGUCGAGAUGUCUGUGUCGGCUUAUGACCGCGUGAUUCCAGAGAACAGGUACAUGCAAGUUGUGGCCAUUUACCGCACUCCUCCUGUUUUAAGUCCAUUCCCUUUGUCCGUAGGUGAUUUUUUUUAAUUUUUUUUUUAUAUCCGAGCAAAACAGUCAAGCAAAAAAAUUGUAAUCCUUUGGCAGACACAGC